CUCUGACAGCCACAAAGACUCGGCAGGAGAAGCUCACCCCCGCGCACCUCAUGCUUGGUCAACAUCUCGUGCAACACUCCACGCUGCCACACGUCACCCCCACACCCCCCUCCCCCCAUUCCACAUUGCUGGAACGUGUCACACCGUCACAUUGCGGCAGGUCACACCUGUCACGCCCCUCCUCCGAGCCGGUUCCAACGUUCCAACGUUCCAACGUUCCAAUGUUCCAGAAAACCGCCCGAGUGAGCUUCCGGCUUCCGCAGUCAAGCAUGAUACUUUGCCUUUGGGUCGGCCAUCGCGUAAGUAUAUCUCCUCAUCGUUGGCGGUGCAGUGCAGGCCGUGCAGCCGAGUGUGCCGUGUCACGUGUCUUCUUUACAAACUGCCACAGUCGCGCGACCGACAAAGCCCGUUCAUCGCUGCACUGCAUGGCUGGGGGCUGCAUGACUUGCAUUACCUGCUGCUGCAUGACCUGGCAAUGGGCUAUGGCGUACGGCCUCCGGCCUACGUCCUACGGCCCAUGCUAUGUCCCACCCGCUACGCGCCGACUCUCGACUCUCGACUCUCGACAGGAGGGGCUAGGCACGCCGGAACCGCCUCGGAAAUGGCUUCGGGAGUGUGCACCCCUGCCGUGUCCCAUCCGACAGCGGUGCCGGCGGCGUACCCGUCGCGGGACGCAAUGUAGGCAUGUGGUUCGGAACGGCGCGUGCUGCUCGCCCGACUUGACGGCCCGGCCUGACUUGAGACAAGCAACUCAAGACGAGAGGCCGGGUCCGAGACAACCUUAAGCUGGCCCUGCGGCUGCGGCUGCGGCUGCGGCUGCCGCAUCCGUCAGAUGGCAGAUCAGACUGAUAGCGACGGGCGGGGGCGGGAGGCGAGCCGCACGGCGGUGAGCUUAUUGUGCGUAUCUGGUACAGCUGAUGGGGAUCCGGGGACUGAGAUGGCCAUGUUCGUGGUAUGGAACAUGUCGUGGACUGUAGGGUUGUU
Cutaneotrichosporon oleaginosum is the source of this 984-nucleotide messenger RNA. RefSeq lists its product as uncharacterized. The record is from RefSeq and is a predicted model, not a curated record. NCBI's taxonomy places the organism in Eukaryota, Fungi, Basidiomycota, Tremellomycetes, Trichosporonales, Trichosporonaceae.